Molecule: messenger RNA, 1062 nt
Organism: Cornus florida
Lineage: Eukaryota; Viridiplantae; Streptophyta; Magnoliopsida; Cornales; Cornaceae
Exons: 2
Coding region: 1-1062 (353 amino acids)
Molecular function (GO): nucleic acid binding; RNA-DNA hybrid ribonuclease activity
Source: RefSeq, a predicted model, not a curated record
AUGGCUGAACCACCAAUUCUAUCCGCUCCAAAACCUGAGGAGGUUCUUAUUAUGUAUUUGGCAAUUUCUAAUAUAGCGACAAGUGCAGCAUUGAUUAGAAAGGAAGGAAAGAGGCAAUAUCCAGUCUUCUACACAAGUAAGACCAUGACAGAUGCGGAGACGCAAUAUAGUAAAGCAGAAAAAGUCAUCUUAGCCUUGAUCUAUGCCAAGAGGAAGCUUCGGCACUAUUUUGAAUCUCAUAGCAUUGUGGUACUCACCAACUAUCCUAUACGGGGUAUACUCUUUAAGCCCGAUUUAUCUGGGAGAAUUACCAAGUGGGCUAGCGAGCUUAGUUCCUUCGACAUAACUUAUGAGCCAAGGGUGUCGCAAAAAGGACAAGCCGUAGCAGACUUUCUUCUCGAGUAUGAAGAUACUCCCGAAGAGCCGGCACACCCUGAACCACAGUGGGAACUUCGAGUUGAUGGCUCCUUGAAUCAAGCAAGUGUAGGGGUAGGCGUUGUAAUGUCAACACCCGAAGGCACCAAGCUGCAGCAAUCUAUCCGUUUGAAGUUCCCGGCUACAAAUAAUGAGGCCGAGUACGAGGCAUUACUUGCUGGUCUUCGAUUGGCUAGCAGCCUUCAGGUACCUCGUGUUGAGAAUGCCGAAGCAGAUCAAUUGGCCACAUCAGCAUCAUCCUCAAAUGAAGAUCUGACUUGGAUUGUGCCGAUUGACGUUCUGGAAAAGCCCAGCAUUAAUCCUCCACAGGAAGUAAUGGUGAUUCCAGUUAUUCCUCGAGAACCAUGCUGGAUUGAUCCAUUGGAAGCCUACCUCAAGCAUGGAGUUCUUCCAGACCAGAAGUCCGAAGCACGGAAGCUCCGUCUCACCGCAGCUAAAUAUGCCAUCAUUAACAAUCAGUUAUACCGAAAGUCAUUUUCAGGUCCUUACCUGAAAUGUUUAAGCCCUACUGAGGCUCUUGUGGUGUUGAAACAAAUCCAUGACGGAGAUUGUGGCAACCAUUCUGGGGGUAGAUCCCUCGCGCAUAAAGUCCUGACUCAAGGUUACUUCUGGCCGUACUUGGCCUAG